Messenger RNA from Ictalurus punctatus (channel catfish), 1954 nucleotides. RefSeq names its product kelch-like protein 10. The transcript has a single exon. NCBI's taxonomy places the organism in Eukaryota, Metazoa, Chordata, Actinopteri, Siluriformes, Ictaluridae. The record is from RefSeq and is a predicted model, not a curated record. The coding region runs from base 125 to 1954 and encodes 609 amino acids. Gene Ontology annotation, molecular function: protein binding.
GCAGGUUUCUGUCAGGUUCACUGCAUCCUGUAUAUAUCAGUGGUUACAGAAUUAGAAUUGGAACCUUGGAAUCAGAACAUUGCGAGAUGAAAAGCUGAUCUGCAUCAGCACAAUCCACAUUCAGAUGAAAGUUGUACAUUCAGUAGCUCUGACUUGCAUAAAAACUGGACAGAAAAUAAGUAAACAGGAAGAAGAGAAGGGAAUGCAGAGGAAGGUGGACGGGAUGUCUUGCAACAUCAUCAAUGAGCUGCGGUUAGAGAAGAAGCUCUGUGAUGUAGUCAUCAUGGUGGAUGGCGCCGAGUUCCACGUGCACAAGAACAUCCUGUGCAGCUGCAGCCCAUACUUCAUGGUUCUCUUUACCAAGGGCUGGUACCCUCCUGAUAAGCUCAGGUACAGCAUCCCUAACGUUUCCACCGAGAUAAUGGAGCUGGUCGUGGAGUACGCGUAUAUAAGACGUGUUAACAUCACAGAGAAAAACGUGUGUAAGCUGCUGAUCGCUGCUGAUUAUCUGUUGGUGAGCAGCCUGGUGAACGAGUGCUGCGCGUUCCUGAAGGCUCAGCUGUGUCCUGAGAACUGCAUUAACCUCUGGCGUUUUGCUCACUCCUACUUCUGCGAGAAGUUGAAGCAGCAGGCCUUCCGGUUUAUCUUGCACAACUUUGAGGAGAUGGUGCGCCUCUCUGUGGACUUCCUGGACCUGACGGUCGUGCAGUUGAGCGAGAUCAUCGAGAAGGAUGAACUGAACGUGAAACAGGAGAGCGUGGUGUUUGAAGCCGUCUUACAGUGGAUCAAACAUGCGCCAUGGAAACGGAAAGCACACAUAGGAGUGUUACUGCCCAAGGUGCGUCUGGGGCUACUGACGCACGAUUACCUAAUGAACAAUGUGAGCAACAACGUUUUAGUGAUGGACGACAUGACAUGUAAGCCGAUCGUCACCAGCAUUCUGAUGGGCAUUGAUGACCUCAACCCAAGCCUUUCUCUCAGCUCUGAUCUCACGAGACUCCGCCUGCCCAGCGCUGUUCUGCUGGCCAUCGGUGGCUGGUACCAAAGGAAUCGCACCAAUGCCAUAAAAGCGUAUGAUACGCGAGCGGCACGCUGGGUAUGCGUCACGUGCUCCGAUGAGAGUCCACCGUCUGCCCAUCACGGGACGGUGUAUCUAAACGGCUUCGUGUACUGCAUCGGAGGAAUCGACAGUGAGAGAAGGUUUGACCCCAUCACCAGAAUCUGGGCUCAGGUGCACUCCAUGCACUAUUGCCGGUGUGACGUGAGCGUGUGUGUGCUGGACAGUCGUAUCUAUGCAAUGGGAGGAUUUAAUGGCUUCGAACAUCUGAAUACGGUAGAGCGAUAUGAACCUGAGAAUGAUCGGUGGUGCAUGAUUGCGCCAAUGCACGGACGAAGGAGCAGCUCUAGCGCUACAGUACUGAAUGGCAAAGUGUACAUAUGUGGAGGGUAUGACAUUUUCGGGUGUUUGUUCACGGGGGAGUAUUACAGUCCUCAGACGAGAGUGUGGACCCUCAUCACCCCCAUGAUGAUCAGAAGGUGUGGACUGGGCGUGGUGGCGUAUGGAGGAUGGGUUUACGCUGUCGGGGGAAAUGAUGGUGUUAAUCACCUAAGCGAUGUAGAGGUGUAUAAUCCUCAGACCAACGUGUGGACACCAGGUCCAGCCAUGAACAACCAACGCAGCCACUUCAGCAUUGAGGUGCUGGACGAUCUCCUGUUCGUUGUUGGAGGAGAGAACAGCACUACCAUCAUAGAUGAAGUGGAGUGUUAUGAUGAGCAGACUUCUGAAUGGCAUGCAAUUGAAAACAUGGGGAUUUCUUGCCAUGCUCUGAGCUGCUGUGUGCUGUCUGGUUUACCCAACAUGGCAGAGUACGCUGCUCCCCGAGACGAUCCCUACAGAGUCCCUCAGAGCUCACGGAGCACCAGAGGCUACCUCACACCUCCUGCCAACGUCUGA